Parasteatoda tepidariorum (common house spider) is the source of this 6572-nucleotide messenger RNA. RefSeq names its product dedicator of cytokinesis protein myoblast city (gene mbc). NCBI's taxonomy places the organism in Eukaryota, Metazoa, Arthropoda, Arachnida, Araneae, Theridiidae. Gene Ontology annotation, cellular component: plasma membrane; cytoplasm. Gene Ontology annotation, biological process: cell migration; myoblast fusion; small GTPase-mediated signal transduction. The record is from RefSeq and is a predicted model, not a curated record. Gene Ontology annotation, molecular function: small GTPase binding; guanyl-nucleotide exchange factor activity.
UUUGAUAUAGGAAUUCGAUUUUUUUUUGUGUCGGAAGUGUGCAGUUUACACAAUAUAUUAAACUAUUUAUUAAUUUUUAAUUAAAUAUUUAAUUAUAAUGGGUUAUACCUCUAGUUUAUAAGCUUGUAACAAUGUCUAAGUGGACAUAUGUAAAAGAUCGUGCGAAGUAUGGAGUCGCUGUAUGCAACUUUCAGCAAAAUGGAACUCAUAGACUUCACUUGUUGGUGGGUGAAACCGUUUAUAUUUUGCAGGAAAAUUCUGAUUGGUUUUAUGGUUGCUCAACAAAGAAUAAGAAUAUUUGGGGUAUAUUCCCAAAAUCCUACGUCUCUGUUAAGGAAUCCAUAAUUGAUAAAACGGGGCCACAUGAAGCAAUUAUUCCUAGAGAGCCUCCAAUCAUUCAAGAAAUUACCGCUGUACUACGUGAAUGGGGCAGUAUUUGGACACAACUUUAUGUGCUGCGGGAUCCUGACUUUGAGGUUAUUCGAAUUAUGAUGUAUGAAUUAAUUGAAUGGCGAAGAAAGAUCAUGUCUGGCACACUACCUGUGGACGAAUUAAAGGAAUUAAAACAAAAAUCUACUGCUAAAAUUGAUUAUGGCAAUGCAAUUCUUGGGUUAGAUCUUAUUGUUCGAGAUGAACAUGGAAAUAUUUUAAAUCCAGAUGUUACAAGUGCUAUUGAUUUGUACAGAGCUCACGAAUCUGCUACUCAACGAAUAAAGUCAACUGGAAAUAAUUCUUUUGAAGAAGAAAACAAAAUCCAGAAGUCUUCUUUAAGAUUUGUUCACAGCUUUUAUGUAACAGUUAAAAAUUUUGUCUGUCAAGUUGGUGACGAUGCUGAUUUGCUGCUUACUCUUUAUGAUGCUAAAGAAGGAAAAUAUAUAAGUGAAAAUUAUUUGUUAAAAUGGAGCAAAGAAGGUUUAGCCAAAGAUUUGGAACAAUUGAAUAAUUUAAGAGUUUUAUUUACGGAUUUGGGAAGCAAAGAUCUAGUCAGAGAAAAACUUUUUCUUGUGUGUCAAAUCAUUCGCAUUGGUGCUAUGGAAUUUAAAAAUCACGAACAUAAAAGAUCAACACAUAUUCAACGCAAAUCAUCUGAUGGUCUGAGGAGGCCUUUUGGUGUUGCAGCCAUGGAAAUCACAGACAUCAUUAAUGGAAAACUAGAGAGUGAUGAAGAAAAACAAUAUUUUAUUCCUUUCAUUCAGUGCAGCGAAAGAGAUUUUCUUGAUAAUUUGUUGAGAAAAGCAUUAUCUUCUAAAGAGUUGUCGCAAAAGGAACAUAAGGGUCAAGGAUUGUGGAUUUGUAUGAAGCUGUUACAUGGUGAUCUGAAGCAAGUUAAAGAGGAAAAUCCUCAUCUUAUAAGUCCAUCUACUGCCAUAGCUCGUAAAAUGGGUUUCCCGGAUAUUAUCUUACCUGGAGAUGUUCGUAAUGAUUUAUAUCUAUCCAUAUCACAUGGUGAAUUUACAAAAGGAACCAAAUCAUCUGACAGAAAUAUAGAAGUGUCUGUCAAAGCAUUGAAUGAAAAAGGACAAGUUAUUCCAGAUGUUAUAAGUCUAGGCACUGGGUCUGAUCCGAUGAACGAAUAUAGAAGUGUUAUUUAUUAUCACGAAGAUAAACCAAAAUGGAUGGAAACUAUCAAAAUUGCUAUACCCAUUGAAGAAUUUUACAAUGCUCAUUUGAAGUUCACCUUUAAACAUCGUUCAUCAAAUGAUGCAAAAGAUAGGGCUGAAAAAGCUUUUGCGGUAGCAUUUGUAAAACUUAUGCAAGAAAAUGGUACUACACUGAAAGAUGAAACACAUGAACUUCUUGUUUAUAAGAUUGAUUACAAACGAUUUGAUGAUUUAGAUAUAAGUUAUUUGAAGUUACCUUCAACUCGCCAGGAGCUUGAAAAAUAUAUAUCUGCAAACUGCCCACCCACUCCAACUAAAAAUAAUAACAAUGUUAUAACAUCAAAUGGAUUGACUCUAACCCCUAAAGAUAGUUUUUAUAUUAGUUCACUAGUUUGCUCUACAAAAUUGACUCAAAAUGUGGAUCUGUUGGGACUUUUAAAAUGGUGGUCUAAUCCAGAGAAUCUUGAAAGUAAUCUUGUGUCACUUAUGAAAGUGGAUGGGGAAGAAGUUGUAAAAUUCUUACAAGAUACUUUGGAUGCUUUAUUCAACAUUCUAAUGCAGAAUUCAGACUCAGAAUUGUAUGACAAUUUAGUUUUUGAAGCUCUAAUAUUUAUUAUUGGUUUGGUAUCUGAUCGAAAAUAUCAUCACUUCAGACCAAUCUUAGAUUUAUACAUUAAAGAAAAUUUUAGUGCAACUUUAACUUACAACAAAUUAAUUGUUGUUUUGAAGCAGUAUGUUGAUAAUGCUGGUCUAAAAGAAAAUCAGGAAAUUCUGCUACGUACAAUGAAGUCAGUUGAAUAUAUUUUUAAGUUCAUUGUCCGUUCUCGGCAAUUAUUUGCUGCUUUGAAUGAAGACAAAGGAAGGGAACAGUUUGAGCUUUCUCUGAAAGAAUUGCUUCACUCCCUUACUGCUAUGAUGCUUUAUGUAACAGAUUCUACAUUACUUGUUCAGGGUGCUUGUCUAAAGUAUUUUCCAUUUGCCAUACCUGAUAUUUUAACUGUCUUUGAUGGAAUGGAAUUGAGUAACAUUCUGGUUCAGUUAAUUAAUAGUGUUCCUCAAGAUCGUCUCACAAGACAAAAAAUGUUAUGUGUAAAUGAUCUAGUCCAUAGUGAGCUUUUUCAAAUACCAGAGUGUCGUAUUAUUUUGUUACCCAUGAUUUGCAAGCAAAUCAAAACUCUUCUUGAAAAGCGUAAAGAUGAAUUGGACCUUUCUGCUAAGAUUAUGAGUGAUAUAAUGAUCUUACUUUAUAGUCGUACUGGUGGUGCUACACACAACGAUAUAUCUGAGAUAAUGUUGUCAGUUUUAAGAACUAUUAUUCAAUGUGUUGUCCAUUUGAGCCGGGAUAAUUCCUUAGUAGGAAAUGUGGUGGCCAUAAUGAUAUCUGUUCUUAGGCAAAUGACACCAUACCAUUACACUCAAUAUAUAAAUAGUUUCCUUACUAAAACGGAUCUCCUUGAUUUUAUUAUGGAAAUUUUGUUAGUAUUUCGAGAUUUAGUGAGCAAGUCAGUGUAUCCAUCUGAUUGGAAUGAGAUGAUUAUGUUGCAAAACAGUGUUAUAUUGAAAGCUUUGCGACAUUUCUCUGUGACAAUAAGGGACCGUUUCCAAAAUCCAUUUGAAAUUCAGGUUUGGAAUAAUUUUUUUCACUGUGCCAUAGCUUUUCUUACUCAGAAUGCUCUACAAUUGGAAAAUUUUUCUCAAAAUAAAAGAAACAAAAUUGUUUUAAGAUAUAAGGAUAUGCGUCGAGAAACUGCAUUUGAAAUUAGGGCUAUGUGGUUCAAUCUUGGACAACACCAGAUUCAUUUUGUGCCUGGAAUGGUGGGUCCCUUUCUGGAAAUGACCUUGAUUCCGGAAAUGGAACUGAGGAAAGCUACUAUUCCAAUAUUUUUUGAUAUGAUGCAAUGUGAAUUUUACUCUAGUCGCAUCUCCUCUAACUCUCAUCCUGAUGAUUAUUUUUCAAACCGUGAUGUAAAAUACAAUUUUGAUGAGUUUGAGUAUGAAAUGAUCACAAAGUUGGAUACAUUGGUGGAAGGUGGACGAGGUGAUGAAGAAUAUAAAGAAUUAUUUUUGGACAUUGUUGGUGGACUGUGCGAAAAUCAUCAAACAAUGCAUGAAAAAGGCAUGGGUUUUGUUAGAACUGUUGUAAGAUUAAUGAAAAGACUUUUGGAAUAUCGUGCAAUAGUCACAGAUGAAAAUAAGGAAAAUAGAAUGAGUUGUACUGUUAAUCUUUUGGAAUUCUAUCAUGAGAUCAAUCGAAGGGAGAUGUAUAUUAGAUAUCUGUAUAAGCUUUGUGAACUUCACCUGGAUUGCGAAAAUUAUGUAGAAGCCGCUUUUACUUUAAAGCUUCACGCUAAAUUAUUGCGGUGGAGUGAUGAGCCAUUAUCACAGCUGUUAAAAAAUGACAAACAUCCCACCUGUGAGACUCAUCGAGAACUGAAGGAAUGUUUAUACUAUGACAUUAUCAAUUAUUUUGAUAAAGGAAAACUUUGGGAAGCCGGUCUUGCCCUCUGUAAAGAAUUAGUCACUCAAUAUGAGAACGAAGUAUUUGACUACAUUCAACUGAGUGCUUUGUUAAAGAGAAUGUCAGUAUUUUAUGAUAACAUAAUGAAGCAAGUUCGUCCCGAACCUGAAUAUUUUCGGGUGGCUUAUUACGGUAAAAAAUUCCCUACGUUCUUACAAAAUAAGGUGUUUGUAUAUAGAGGAAAACCCUAUGAACUUUUAACUGAUUUCAGUAGCAGGCUGCUGAAUCAGUAUCCGAAUGCACAAUUGAUGACAAAACUAGCUCCUCCUGGUGAGGAUAUAACAGAAUCAGAUAAACAAUACUUGCAAAUUAACAAAAUCGAUCCUGUGAUGCACGAAAGGGAACGUUUCAGGAACAAGCGUGUUCAUGACCAGAUUUUGAAGUACUAUAAAGUAAAUGAAGUUCAGAAGUUCACAUACUCUCGUCCCAUAAGGAAAGGCGAGAAAGAUUCUGACAAUGAAUUCGCCACGAUGUGGUUAGAAAGGACUAAUCUUGUGAUAUCUUAUCCUCUGCCCGGGAUCUUGCAUUGGUUUCCUGUUACUAAUUCUCAGUCAAUUGAAAUCAGUCCCUUGGAGAAUGCCAUCGAGACAAUGGAAAGCACCAAUAGGAAGAUUUGUAGCCUAGUUCUUCAACAUAAAUGUGAUCCAAAUCUUCCAAUCAAUCCACUCAGUAUGCUUCUGAAUGGCGUUGUCGACGCUGCUGUGAUGGGAGGAAUUAUAAAUUAUGAAAAAGCAUUUUUUACGGAUGAUUACAUUUCAAAGCAUAAUUCUAGAAAAGAUGUUGAGGGCAUACAAAAAUUAAAAGAUGUAAUUGCUCGACAGGUACCUUUACUAGAGGCUGGUAUUGCAAUUCAUAAAGUUAAAGCACCAGAAAGUUUAAAACCUUUUCACCAACACAUGGAAGAAUCUUUUCGAAAACUAAGAGCUAAUAUUGAAGAAAAAUAUGGAAAAAAGGAGCCACCCUCAGAACUACAAGAUAGAGUAUCUGUAACUGUGCGAAGAGUAAAAACAACUCCUCCAAAAUCAAAUUCGAAGGAAGAACGUUUAUCUGAUAUUUCAAAUUUUGUUUUAGAAUCACCCAGGAAGAAUGUGCAAUCAAGUAUUAGUCUCUCAUCAACUCAGUCCUCAAAAAUAUCACCGGGUGUACGUGGAGCCUCAAUUUUUGUAAAAUCCUCUUCUGUGAGUAAUUCUAAAAGCAGUGGCAAGAAAAGUCGAGAAAACUCUACUCUGACCCUUCGUAGGAGCUCUUUCUCAUCCGAGAGAAAUGAAUCUUCACAAUCGCAGUGGUAUGACACUUCCCCAACAACUCCAAAAGGUGAUGGUCCUGUUAUCGAACUAAGUGAACAAUUGACACCAACAAGGCCGUUGCGAUCAGAAAUGGAAAAACGAUAUAGCCGACCUUCAAGUGGUCAGUUUCGCCACCAAACUCCUUCACCAACUGGAAUGAACAGAUCACCAAGCUCAUCACUGUAUUCUCUAUCAUUGCCAUCAACACCUUCAACAUUAUCUUGCAUUUCUCUUACUAACACUCAUGACAACGGAGAAGAGAAACCUCCUCCCCUGCCUCAGAAACAAGCUUAUGCAGAUUAUACUAAUAUAACUGAAGAUAUGCAGUUCAGUACAAUUCCACGUAAAAAUUCUGUGUCUUCCUUUACAUUACGUGCUAAAAAUAAGCCACCUCCACCACUACCAGUUAAAGAAGGAAACAUGUCAUCAAGUCCUAGAUCUUCAAUAGAUGAGACAAAUUCAGUUCCUGAACUUCCUGAAAGACCUACUAAAUCAUCAUCAACAGAGUCUCCAAGCAGUUGAUGAAAUUGCUAGUCAUUUUCAUUUCAUUUGCCAAAUGCAUGAACUGUGUCAUAGCUGUGAUGUUAUAUUUUUUCUCAAGAGUUUUUGUGCAUUUCUUGAAUAUGUUUAUAUGGUUUGUGUCAUUGUGAUUUUUAAUAUUGCAAUCAUCUAGUGUCAUUUGUUUUUAAAAAAAAGAGGAAAAAUUUAUUGUAUAAUUAUAUUUAUAAAGCAUGAUCUUGUCAGAUUAAACUAUAAAUGUAUCAUUAUUGCCAAUUUUGCUGAAGUUGUUUCACCGUACAGUAUUUAUGUACAUUGUUAUUAAACUUUUAAUUAUUGUUAAAUAAUUGUUGUAUUUUUCUUAGUAUAUUUACAUAAGUGCAUUUAAAGAAUAAUGAUACUAUUUUUCCAUUAAAAGUUUCUACAAUGACAAUGCAUUAAUAUAUAUUUUCAAUAUAUAUUAAUGCAUUUUCAUGCAUAUCUCAAAAGAUUGCUCAAUAAUGAAAUAUUUUUCUUACCUCUUUAUGAUCUUUUAUGAUAUAUUUUUUUAUCAGAAUUUAUUUUACUAGAACGCAAAGCAAAUUUAUGUUUUGUUCCUAAUUUUAUAAAUAAUAAAAAAGCUUUUUUUUAAAAUUUAUUUAAAAAAAUUUAUUUUAAUUAUAAAACAGU